Messenger RNA from Dentiscutata heterogama, 488 nucleotides. The record is from the annotation of a GenBank genome assembly. NCBI's taxonomy places the organism in Eukaryota, Fungi, Glomeromycota, Glomeromycetes, Diversisporales, Gigasporaceae.
AUUGGGUUCAAUUUUAUCAAAAACCUUAUAUUAUCGCAUCUCUUAAUCCAAAUAUUUCAAAUAUUUCCAAUGAUGAUUGGUAUGCAGCACCAAAUAGCACAAAUUGUGCUGAAGCAGCACACUCUAUGAGCAAUCGUGAAGGAAAGCAGCUUAAAUUAAUGACAGCAAUAUUGAGAGGUCAAAAGUUAGAUAUGCGAUACUUCAAAAGAAUUGAAAUUAAAAAAAACUAUAAUAUUGAUCUUAGUGGACAUGAUAAAAGUGGUAUUAAGCGAAAGAUUUCAGCUAUUAAACGAAGCAGUAAAUUAACAGAAAGUAAUUCUAAUAAAAAUGAUUCUUCAAAUAUAAAUAAUGAAAUGGUAAUGACACCAAUAGAAAAAUUGGAAUAUGAAGAAUGCAUGCUUUUAAUUGAAGAAAGAAAAGAAAAAUUAAGAGAAUUGCGAAUUGCUAAUACAAUUAAAGAGCGUGAAUAUGGACUUGAACAAGAAUAA